ACAGGCGUUAGGAGGGCGGCGCCGCCAGGGCUCGGCCCGAGGGGCUCCGGGAGCAGCUGACCAUGAAGCCCCACAAAAUCGUGCCAUCCUUAAAGCCGCACCCUCCUGUUGUGGGCAAAGUGACUCAUCACAGCAUCGAACUAUACUGGGAUCUGGAAAGGAAAGAGAAACGACAAGGACCUCAGGAGCAGUGGCUUAGGUUCUCCAUCGAAGAGGAAGACCCCAAGAUGCACAAUUACGGUGUCAUUUACACGGGCUAUUCGACAAAGCAUGUGGUUGAAGGUCUAGAACCAAGGACACUGUACAAAUUCCGACUGAAGGUCACCAGCCCCUCUGGAGAAUAUGAGUACAGCCCAGUCGUCUCGGUGGCUACAACCAGGGAGCCCAUAAGUAGCGAGCACUUCCACCGUGCUGUCAACGUGAAUGAUGAAGAUCUCCUGCUCCGAAUCCUGGAAGGAGGCCAUGUAAAGGUGGACGUGCCCAACAAGUUUGGCUUUACUGCCCUCAUGGUUGCUGCUCAGAAAGGCUAUACCAGGCUUGUGAAGAUCCUGGUUUCCAAUGGCACAGAUGUGAAUUUGAAGAACGGAAGUGGCAAGGACAGUCUCAUGCUUGCUUGCUACGCGGGCCACCUGGAUGUUGUGAAAUACCUCCGAAGACACGGAGCGUCUUGGGAUGCCAGAGACCUUGGAGGCUGCACGGCUCUGCACUGGGCUGCAGAUGGAGGCCACUGCCCCGUGAUUGACUGGAUGAUUAAGGACGGCUGUGAGGUAGAUGUUGUGGACACUGGCUCAGGAUGGACACCACUCAUGAGAGUCUCUGCUAUGACGGGAAACCAGAAGGUAGCUUCGCUCCUCAUUGAGGCUGGGGCUGACGUGAACGUGAAGGACAAAGAUGGAAAGACGCCUCUCAUGGUUGCCGUCUUAAAUAACCACGAACAGCUAGUUCAGUUACUUCUUGACAAAGGGGCAGAUGCAAGUGUGAAAAACGAGUUUGGCAAAGGUGUCCUAGAAAUGGCCAGAGUUUUUGACAGACAGAAUGUACUCUCCUUACUAGAAGAAAGGAAAAAAAAGCUGCCAAGGAAGUCCUCCGUCCACUAAUGGGAAGGAGCGUCACCUGUCUGCGAGACCGACAGGAGCAAAAGAGCAAACCCUGACUGCUGGGCCGGCCAUGCAAUGUGCGAGUAUCCGAGGCCGAGACGUUUAUUUAUUUAGUUGAAGAUUCACAGUGACUUUUAUGUAACAGGCAACUCUUCCCACAUUGAAAUACAUCUUUUUACCUAAGCACAUGCAUAUGUGGUCUCGUCACUGGACAUCCAUAGAACAGGGAUUUUUCUUACCCCGUGCCUUUGCAGUUAGACACGAAACCAAAUAUUUAUGCACUGGUGCUACAGAAAUGUGCACACAGGUCCUCACUCCUGUGCUUUCCCCCCACCCGCCCACACUGUCCUCAAGAUGCUCCAGGCCUACUGGCCUUCUUCUCAUGUGUUUCUUAUUAUCUCCCCCCCCCCCACUGCAGUCCAGGCUGCUGUGGCCUCCCGCAGUGGGGUGCCUAAGCACCCAGGCAUUUUCUCUUAGACUCUUGGCCUCACGUCAAA
Molecule: messenger RNA, 1594 nt
Organism: Chionomys nivalis (European snow vole)
Lineage: Eukaryota; Metazoa; Chordata; Mammalia; Rodentia; Cricetidae
Gene: Fank1
Product: fibronectin type III and ankyrin repeat domains 1
Exons: 11
Coding region: 63-1097 (344 amino acids)
Biological process (GO): regulation of apoptotic process
Cellular component (GO): nucleus
Molecular function (GO): protein binding
Source: RefSeq, a predicted model, not a curated record